Messenger RNA from Pseudophryne corroboree (corroboree frog), 2546 nucleotides. It is a transcript of the gene XRCC6, whose product is annotated as X-ray repair cross complementing 6. Gene Ontology annotation, molecular function: telomeric repeat DNA binding; DNA helicase activity; double-stranded DNA binding. Gene Ontology annotation, biological process: telomere maintenance; double-strand break repair via nonhomologous end joining. The record is from RefSeq and is a predicted model, not a curated record. The transcript has 13 exons. NCBI's taxonomy places the organism in Eukaryota, Metazoa, Chordata, Amphibia, Anura, Myobatrachidae. Gene Ontology annotation, cellular component: nucleus; Ku70:Ku80 complex. Bases 158 to 1996 code for a protein of 612 amino acids.
CGCUGGGUAAUGACGUUUAGCUCAUGGCGUCACUAAAGUGACCCGGGAAGGUGGAACGCAAAUAACGUGUCUCUUCAGCGGCGGGAAGUUCCUGGGAGGUAUUACCUGUAUUACAGACUAUUAUAUCGCACUGCAAUAGACACAGACAUCCGUAAGCAUGCCAGAAUGGGGUUCCUACUAUGCCAAUGAGGAGGGAGAUGAAGGUGAAGAUGUGGAAGAUGGAGAAGCAGAACAUAGUGAGUUCCGUUUCGGGGGUAGAGACAGCCUAAUCUUCCUUGUUGAUGCCUCAAAACAAAUGUUUAGGAGUCUGGAUGAUGAUGAUGCUUCAACACCAUUUGACAUUGCUCUGCAGUGCAUCCGUAGUGUCUACACCAGCAAGAUCAUCAGCAGUGACCGUGAUCUCUUGUCUGUGGUGUUUUUUGGUACCAGAGAAAGCAAAGAUCCGCUUUCUAUAAAACACACGUAUGUUCUUCAUGAUUUGGAUACACCAGGUGCAAAGCGAAUUCUGGAUCUGGACAAAUACCGGGAGGCGAAAGGAAGAUUGUACUUCUCUGAAACCAUAGGUCAUUCAGAAGAUUUCUCCCUGGGGGAUGCUCUCUGGCAAUGCUCAAACCUCUUUAGUAAAGUUAAAUUACAAAUGAGUCACAAGCGCAUAAUGCUGUUCACUAAUGAAGACAAUCCACAUUCCAAUGAUGCUGCCAAAACAACGCAGGCAAGAAUCAAGGCAAAGGACCUGCGUGACACUGGGAUCUUCUUGGAUCUCAUGAAUCUUGAGAAAACUGGUGGUUUUGACAUAUCUUUAUUUUAUCGUGAUAUUGUAAACACUGAUGAGGAUGAGGACCUUGGUGUGCAGAAUAAAGCAUCCAGCAAGGUAGAGGACCUCAUGAGAAGAGUGCGGGCCAAGGAGAACAAGAAGAGGGCCCAGUGCAGAAUCUCUCUGAAGCUGAGUGAUGACCUGUGUCUCACAGUGGGUGUGUUUAAUUUGGUGAUAAAAGCUACGAAACCCUACCCUGUAAAGCUGUACCGUGAGACCAAUGAGCCCGUAAAAACCAAGACACGUUCUUUCAACAAGGAGACGGGCAGCCUGCUGCUUCCCAGUGACACGAAGAAAGCUCAGACUUACAGUAACCGGCAGAUUGUUUUGGAGAAGGAAGAGACAGAAGAGCUGAAGAGGUUUGAUGAUCCUAGCUUAGUAUUAAUUGGGUUUAAACCAAUCAGUCUGCUUAAGAAACACCAUUUUAUAAGGCCUGCACAGUUUAUUUACCCAGAGGAGUCUCUCAUCAGUGGUAGCAGCACUUUAUUUCAGGCCUUGCUUAUCAAAUGCCUAGAACGACAGGUUAUGGCCAUUUGCAGGUAUACCCCCCGGAGAAAUACACCACCACGUUUUGUUGCAUUGGUACCACAGGAGGAAAAACUGGAUGAGGAAAACGUACAGGUUAAACCCCCAGGUUUCAAUCUUAUUUUCAUUCCAUUUGCUGAUGACAUUCGUAAAAUUGAAUACCCAGAACAUAUACCGGCUAAUGACGAACAGGUGGACAAGAUGAAGGAAAUUGUGCAUAAACUCAGAUUUAAAUACAGGAGUGAUGCCUUUGAGAAUCCCGCACUGCAGCAGCACUUCCGGAACUUGGAAGCCCUUGCUCUUAAUUUGACUGAGCCUGAACCCAUUGAAGAUCUGACACUGCCAAAGGUUGAGAUGAUUGAUAAACGUUUAGGAAGUCUCGCAGAAGAGUUUAAAGAGCUAGUCUAUCCACCUGGCUACAACCCAGAGGGCAAGGCCGUGAAAAGAAAACAAGGUGGUGGGGAUGGCCAGGCUGAAAAGAAAGCCAAGACUGACACUGCUCUCUCUGAAGCAGAACUUAGAGCCUAUGUGAAGAAUGGCACCCUGGGAAAAUUAACUGUACCAGUGCUUAAGGAAUCAUGUCGGGUUUAUGGGCUGAAGGGUGGUAAAAAGCAGGAAUUGCUGGAUGCGCUUAUAGAUUACUUUAAGAAACACUGAACUAUUAAUCCUUAUUCAACAGUUAACUGUGUUUGUGUUUCCAAAGACCUAAUUAUAAUACUAUACAGUUUGUCUGAAACCAAAUUUACUGAAGCCUUAAUCUAUCCAGUAGUGUGUUGUGAUUAGUCUGGUUACAAUGGAAUGCUUUCUAAAAAAAUAAAUCCCAGUUGCAUAAAAGUGAGCAGACAGCUAUUUUGUGGACUGUACCAUUUUUCACUUGUCUAGGUAAUAGGUUAGUCUGUUUAAUAUAGAGACUACAUUGUUUUAGCUCUCUGAAUUGCUGUCCUUAGUGUAAAUUAUAUCACAUUCUUUUAACUGCUUUCACCAGGAGCAAUAUGGUUAGAGAUAUCCUACGAGUUGUGUCAGAUAAUUGGAACAAGCACUUAUUUGGUUUUUUUUCUAUAUUGAGCAACUUUUCCUCUGAUCUGCAAGCAGCUUUCCACUUGCACUAUGACAGUUUCAUUGGACAGGCUCAGAGAAUGUGGAUUCUUGUAAAAACAUCUGCCUUCUGUAAUGUUUUUUGUUAUUAAAGGAAAGAAAUUUGAUUGAA